AUGUCUAGCUUAGAGCGGGCAACUAUUCCACGACUUAUUUUCAAUGAUAAGUUUAUAGAAAAUCUUACUGGCUCUAAGGAAAGCGAUGAUAUCAAGUCAAUUCGAUUCGAUUAUUCACCAAAACGUGGAUAUAUCGCAAACAUUGAACCAAUAUCUAAAUUUUCUUCAUUAGACAGUUUAAGCCUCAUUGGUCAUGGUAUCAAAGAUAUCACUAAUAUUCAAUCGAUGCCUUAUUUAACUCAACUUAAUUUUUCUUAUAACGAAAUUUCAGACAUCAGUCCUCUGACUAAACUGCGUCAAAUCAGAUCAAUUACAUUAAAUCAUAACAAUAUUUCGCAGAUACCAAGGAAUAUCAAGAACCUAUCGAAUCUUAGACAACUUCGAUUGAAUUUUAAUCCAAUAUCAGAUAUAUCAGAGCUACAUAAGCUUACAGAAUGUAAAAAUCUUACGCUUUUAGAUAUAGAAGGAACUCCUAUUUCAAGAGAUCAGUCUUCAGAAUUAUAUUUAAUCUACAUUCUACCGCAAUUGACAGUAAUCAACAUGAAGAACAUUACUAUUGAGAUGAGAAGAACUGCAUCCGAGAGAUAUGGACGCCUUCAACAAGAAGAAUUGGUUCAAGAAAAUUCGCAGCUUCUCGAUAGAAUUGAAGCACUACAAAACGAACUUAACAACUCGAAUAAGUCCAACCUAAAUAUACAAAACAACGCAGAUAAUUUGAAAGAAAUAGAAGAUUUACGUCAUUUGAAUCAAGAAUUACAACAAAAGAAUCGAGAACAAGAGAGUUUAAUUUCUCAACGAACAUCAGAAUUGGCUGAUGCACGUAAUGAAAUAUUCAAACUUAGUCAAAAUCAAAAUACCGAAUCUCCAAUCAAAUCAAUUCUUCAAGAUACUGAAUCAAAAGUGGCAGAAUUAAAUACGAAAUUAAUGGAAGCAGAUAAGAAACUUAAAAGCAAGACAAAAGAUUUCGAAACGCUUGAACAAAAAUAUAAUGUCUUACUUGAGCAGUUUCACACCAUUAAUCAAGAGAAGAAAGCUGCUGCAGACCAAGUUGAAGCUCUUAAAUCACAAAUUAAAGAUCUUCAAAGCAAAUCUGCAAAUUCAUCAAGCGAUUUCAAGGCAAAACAGAACGAAAUCGACAAAUUAAAGCAGAUUAACGAAGCACAAAAGAAUUUCAUUGAAGAUAUCCAAAGAAAAUACGAUGAAUUGAGUCAAUCAAAUCUAAAUUCUCCAAAAGAAAGGACAAAUCCAUUCCAACAAGAGCUUGAGAACCUUAGAAGAAGAUUACAAGACCAAGACAAGGAAAACAAAGCGUUAACAGACCAAAACAUGGCUCUUAAUAACCAAAUUAACUUUUUGAAGUCACAGUUACAGAAUUCUCGACAGCCACUUCCAUCAACGCAAUACAUGGAAGAAGAGAAUAGUUCCAAUCUCGAUGAAUCCGAUAUCCAAAACAUGCUUGAAACAAAUCAAGUGAUUUCGGAUUACGAAAAUAAGAUAAAAGAGCUAAAUGAGACAAUAUUAAGUCUUAGAAAUGCAGCACCUAAAACUCCUGAUACUUCUGCUAAAAUGAAACGUGAGAAUUCACUUCUUAAAUCCGAAAAUGAAGAAUUAGUUUCAAGAGUUAAUCAAAUUAAAAAAGAAAAUACACAACUUAAAUCUGAUAUUCAGGAUUUAAACAACCAAUUAAGAAAUAAAAAGAAAGAUUUCGCAGGAUCAGUACAGAACCAGUUAAAUAUCAUUAAACUGUUCUUAAACAAGUUAUUUGCUGAUUUUAAUUACGAAAUUCAGAAAACAAAACAAAAAAUUUCUGACGAAUUUUUGACAAUUUUGAGAAAAUUACAACAACAAAAAGAAAAUGAAACAAAUAAAACUAAAUUAUUAGAAAGACAAAUUAAUGAUCUCAAGCAAGAAAACAUGAAAUUGAAAGAUAAAAUCAAUGAUUUGCAAAAUAAUUUACAAAAAAUUUUACAAGAAAAUGAAAAUCAUUCCAAACAAAUCUCAACACACAUUGAUGGGUUAUCUCAGUCUAUUAAAGAAAGAGAUGACCAGAUACUUAAAGAUAAAGAAAAGAUAGAAAACUUGCAAAACAAAAUUAAAGGAAAGGAAAUUGAUUUCGAUCAAGAAAAAUCGAAUUUAAUUAAACAAAAUGAACAGAAAAUGAAAGAUUUAACGGAUGAAAUGGAAAACUUGAAGAGAAAACUAUUAGAUAAUGAACUGGAUGUUGUCAAAGAUCAACUACAAAAAGAGAAACAAAAAUCACAAGAUUUGGAAGAAAAAAUUGAAGAAAAAGAUUCAACAAUUCAAAUUUUGAAGGAAAAAAUCAAUGAAAACCUUGAAGAAUCAAAGAAAUCAUAUGAUAAACUAAUGAAUGAUAAACAAGAAGAGAUCGCUUUGUUGCAAAAACAAAUCAAUGAAUUACAGGAAUUGAUUAAAAAUAAUGGAGAAUCUUCAAAAACAAAAAUUUCUUCUUUGUUGCAAGAAAAUACGAAUUUGAACACAAAAAUACAACAACUCAAUAGCUUGUUAAAACAGAAAGAUGAUAAAAUCAAUGACUUGCAAAAUGAAAUCAAUGAUUUGACACAAAAUAAAAUAGAUUUAGAAAAACAAAUUCAAAAUCUUCAGACGAUUAUUUUCGAUUCAAAAUCUCAAAUUGAAUCUUUGAAUGAAAAAAUCUCUGGUUUACAACAAUUAUUGAAAUCAUCACAAGAAACAAUUGAUUCUCUAAAUGAUAAAAUCAAGCAAACUCAAAUUGAAUUACAAGAAUCUAAAGAUUUUGCUGAAAAAUUGCAAAAUGACAUAAAUGAGGAGAAAAAGAAGACAGAAGAUUACCAACUCAAGUUAGACGAUAUUGAUAGAUUAACAAAAGAACGAAAUCUAUUAAAAGAAACUGAAAAAUCACUAACUUUGACAAAUGCAGAAAAUAUGCAAACAAUUGACAAAUUAAAAGAUGAAAUUGAACAACUUAAUGAUAAAAUUAGCCAAUUAAACACUACUAUUGACCAGUUAAAUGACGUAAUUUCUAAAAAAGAUGAAGAAAUUAAACAAGAUUUGCAGAAAUUUGAAUUAUCUGAGAAAGUUCAUCAAGCAGCUAUCAAUGAUUAUCAGAAACAGUUAGAACAUCAUGAAGAACAGAUAACUUUGCUAGAAGAAGAAAUAGAAAAGAUUUCUAAAGAAAAUUCUGAUUUGAAAGCAAAAAUUUUGGAGAAUGAAGCUAAAUUAGACGAUUUUGAUGAUGUUUCUAAGCAAAAUAGCGAAUACAAAGCUAAGAUUGAACAGUUAGAAGAGGAAUUAGCUGAUUACGAGUCAAAUCUUCAAAAAUUAUCUGAAGAAAAUGGAAAUCUCGAGAUCCAAAUUGAAGAAAUCAAACUGAAAACAGUUCCAAACACUGAUUUCAAUGAACUCAGAACUAAAAACACUGAUUUGGAAGCACAAAUUAGAGAAUUAAAGAGAUUAUUAGCAAAUGAUGACGGAAACAAACAAGUAAUUGCACAAAAAGAUAAAGAAAUAUUAUCUUUGAACCAAACAAUCAUUGAUUUACAGCACAAUAAUCAGUUAUUGAAUGAUAAAAUCAAAGAUAUCGAAAUGACAAAAACAAAUUAUCCAGAAAGAUCAUUUAAUAACGAUGAACUCCAUCAAACAAUAGAAGAUAACAAUGUAUCUAUGUUUGAUAUGCAGAACAAACUUAAUUUAGCCAAUCUCAAGUUGAAACAAAGUGAAAAAGAAAUUCAAAAUCUCAAAAAUGAGUUAUUGAGUUUGCAAAGUGAAAAUGAAGAGAUGAACUCAACAAUAAACAUGCUUAAACAAUCUCUUACAUCCAAAGAAAACGAGAUCAAUGAAUUAAAUGAUUCCGUAACAGUUAAAAAUUCUCAAAUUGAAGAAAUUCUGAAAAAGAAUCAAGUUAAAUUCGACAAAACAGGAAAUAAAGAGCAGCAAUUACAAGUUCUGAACUCUUCUCUUAAACACUCUAAUGAUAUUAUACAAGAGAAAGGCAAAACAAUUGAUUCCCAAAACAAAUUAAUCAAAAAUUUGGAAGACACAAAACAAAAAUUGCAAAAACAAAACUUUGAUUUGCAAAACAAUGUGAGUAAUUUAACAAAUGACUUGGAAAAGACUAAAAGAGAAUUACUUAGUUUGCAGAACUCUAAGAAUGAUAACAUCAAACAAUUAGAACAAGAAAAAGAAUUGAUUUUGAAACAAAAAGAAAAUGAAAAUAAAAUUUCUGAAGAAAAAAUCAAAAAUUUGACUUUGCAAAUAAGUAAUUUACAAAAUACAAUAAGUCAAAAAGAUAAUGAGAUACAAAAUAAUUUGCAGAAUCUUCAAAAAGUCUCAAAUGAGUUGGAUUUCAUUAAGAAUUCCACAAAAGAUCAUGAAAAUGAUUUGACAGAGAAAGAAGAUGUUAUCAAUAAUUUGAGAAAAUUGUUUGAUGACAAAAUGAAAGAAAAUGAAAAGAAGACAAAGGAAUUCCAGGAUUCUCUAAGAGAAAAGGAUUUAAUGAUCUCACAAUUGGAAAAUAAAACAAUGUUCUUUGACCAACAAAUGAAAUCUAAAGAUGAUAAAAUUGAUUCACUUCAAAUUCAAAAUGUCACUUUUCAAGGUGAACUGAAAGAAAUUCAAAACAAAUUAAUAAAUUCAUUGAAACAAAUUGAUGAGUUACAGAAAGAAAAUGAAUCAUUCCAAAAAGAACUUCAAACAAGAGAUCAGAACUUAGAUGAUUCUCAUAAACAAAUUGAAGAAUUACAAGCAAAAAUUGAUCAAUAUGAAGAAGAAAUCAAAUCAAAAGAUGAAAAUCUAAAUAAUUUGCAGAAUAAGAUUAAUAAUUAUGAGAAUGAAUCAAAGACUAAUAAUGAAAAGAUCAAAGAAAUGGAAGGAAAACAAAAAUCAAAUGAAUUACAAAUUAAUGAUUUACAAAACAAUGUUUCUCAAACAGAAAAUGAAAAUAAACAACUUAAAUCUGAACUUGAGAAAUUGCAAACAGAGAUCAAAUCUAAAUCAGACCAAUUAAAUGAAAUCCAAAAUGAAAGUAAAUCUCAAUCUGAACAAAUUGUCACUUUUCAAGGUGAACUGAAAGAACUUCAAAACAAAUUAACAAGUUCAUUGAAACAAAUUGAUGAGUUACAGAAAGAAAAUGAAUCAUUCCAAAAAGAACUUCAAACAAGAGAUCAGAACUUAGAUGAUUCUCAUAAACAAAUUGAAGAAUUACAAGCAAAAAUUGAUCAAUAUGAAGAAGAAAUCAAAUCAAAAGAUGAAAAUCUAAAUAAUUUGCAGAAUAAGAUUAAUAAUUAUGAGAAUGAAUCAAAGACUAAUAAUGAAAAGAUCAAAGAAAUGGAAGGAAAACAAAAAUCAAAUGAAUUACAAAUUAAUGAUUUACAAAACAAUGUUUCUCAAACAGAAAAUGAAAAUAAACAACUUAAAUCUGAACUUGAGAAAUUGCAAACAGAGAUCAAAUCUAAAUCAGACCAAUUAAAUGAAAUCCAAAAUGAAAGUAAAUCUCAAUCUGAACAAAUCGUCACUUUUCAAGAUGAAGUGAAGUCAAAAGACGAAAAACUUCAAACACAAGAAGAGCAAAUCAAAGAACUUGAAAACAAACUAAAUGAAUUAGAAAAUUCAUUGAGAAACAAAGGAGAUUUACAAGUUCAGUUGAAUGACAGAGAAAAAGAACUAAAUAAUCUCAAAAAAGUCAAUGAAAAUCUUGUAAAACAAGUUGAAGAUCUUCAAGUCAACAAAGAACAAAGUGAUAAGAAAUUAUCAGAAAACGAUGAAGAACUUACUAAUUUAAGGAGAAAUAAUGCUGAUCUCAAGAAACAAAAUGAAAAACUCAGAGAAAAUAAAGAAAAAAAUGAGUCAGAAAUCAUUAGUUUACAAAACCGUUUAAGUGAACUGACAAAUUCUCAUAAUGAUGAAUUAUUCACUGUUAAAAGGAAAUUGGAAGAAAACAACUCAAUUGUUAAACAACAAAAUGCUAAAAUAGAAAUGUUGAAACAACAAUUGAUUGAUCAAAAUAAAACAAUUGAAGAUUUACAAAAGAUUAUAAAUGAAUCAGAAAAUCUUCAAUUUUUGGUUUCAACUUUGAAGACAGAAAACAAUACACUCAAGAAAGUCACUCAAGAUAAUGACUUGCAGAACAAGAAGACAAAUGAAGAUCUUUUAUCUCAAAUCAAUGAUUUACAAAAUAAAUUGAAAGAAACCGAAAAAUCUUCUCAAAUUCAGAAAUCUAAAUAUGAGUCACAACUCAAUGAAAUCCAAUCCAAACUUAACCAGUCAAUUAAAGAUAAUAGUGAUUUGAUGGAUAAACAUGAAAAUGAACUCAAGAAUUUAGAUGAAAAAUUACAAGAAUCACAAAAACAAAAGAAUGAUUUAGAGAAGAAAUUUGAGAUGAAUUCUAAGCUGUUGAACGAAAACAACAAACUUAGACAAGAGAAGUUUGAUAAGACUUUGGAAGAAUUAACAAAUGUUAAAUCAGAAAAUGGAAAAUUAAAAGAACAAAUCGAUGAUUUAGAGAAAGAAAAGAAUGAAAUGACAAUUUUGUUGAAUACAACUCAAAACAAUCAAAAUGAAGAUCUUCAAAACCUUCAAAAGAAACUAAAUGCCACAAUUGAUGAACUCAAGAUGACAACAAAUGAUUACAACUCUCUAAAAGAAAAGUUUGAAAAAUUAAACGGAAAAAGUGACAAUGAUAAUUCUUUGAUUUCUAGUUUGAAGAGAGAAAAUGACAAAAUGAAGAAUGAUUUGCAGAAAACACAAGAAGAAAACAAGAGUUUAGUUUUGAAGCUCAAUGAAAAUGAGAAAACGAUUUCGAAACUACAAAAAACUAAUGAUGAAAUAUCAAGAAAAUUAACUUUUGUUGAAACAGAAAAUGGAGAACUUAAAUUAACUGUUAAUGAAAUGGAUGAAAAAGUAACAACAAAUGAAACUAAUUCUAAUGAAAAAGAAAGACUUAUUUCUAAUCUACAAAAACAAAACAAACAAUUAGAAAAUGAAAAUAAGACUUUGCAAAGUGAAAUCAAGUCAUUACAAACUGAUGAAUUUGUUAAAGAUCAAAUGAAGAAACAACUGAAUGAUUAUGAACAAAAAGUAUCUAAACUUGAAGAUGAAAAACGUCAAUUACAAAAUGAAAUGACUAAAUAUAAAGAUGAUAAUUCAACAAUGAAGAAAGUUUUGACGAAACAAGAAAAAAUCAUUCAGAAAUUAAAUACAAAAGUUGAAGAUUUGACAGAAACAAAACAAACAAUGAAACAAACUCAAUCAGAAGAAUUAUCAUCUUUGGAAGAAGAAAAUGAACAAAAGAAAGAAGAGCUCAAACAUCUCAAAGAAGAAUUCUUAGAGAAAGAAAAACGUUUGAAAGGUUUAGAAAAGUCGAUUCAAAAAGUGACAGAAAAGAUCACUUCACAAAAAGAAGAAAUCGAAAAUCUGAGGAAACAAAAACUUAUCGAUGAUAAUACAAUAAGUGAAUUGAAAUCUUCUAUCUCAGAAAAUGAAAAAGAAUUGGAAAAUCUUCGUAAAAGUGACAGUGAUAAAAGUGACAUCAUUGAACAACUUAAAUCCGAAUCUGAGAAUUUGUCGAUGAGUUUGAAAUCUAGAUCAAAUUACGAAAAUGAACUUACAAAGUUACAGAACAAGAUACAAAAGUUAAAUGACCAAAUUUCUGAUAAAGAAGAUGAUCUCAAAUCCAAAGAAAUUCUUUUGGAGAAAUUACAAAAGAAAGUCCAAGAAACAGAAGAAAAAUUCUCUGAAACUCAGAAGUUGAACAAAACAAUGAAGGAUGAAAAUGCCAAUAUCUCCAAUCAACUUAGAGCUUUGCAGAUGGAAUUGAAUUCCAAGACAAAACAAAUUGAGAAAUUGGUGAAAGAUAACACAAACUUGAAAGAAAAAGUGACAAUUUUAGAAUUCAAACAAUCGAAUUUUGAUGACGACAAUAAAGAGAAAGAAGAGAAGAUAGAGAAUCUUGAGAAUGAUAACUUCAACCUUAAGAAACAAAUCAUUCUUAAUGAAGAAUACAAGAAACAAAUUGAUGAACUUAAAUUCCAAAUUUCUCAAUUAAAUUAUGACAACAAAGAAAAAGUGACAAGAUUACAAAAUGAAAAUACUUUGUUGAAGACGAAAUCAUUGCAAAACAAGUCAGAAUUGAACACAGUUAAGAAGGAAAGAGAAGAUUUGCAAAGUGAAAUCGAAGAACUCAAAAUGAAAUUCGAUUUAGAACAAAAAGAAAAUGAAAAUUUGAAGAAACAAAACAAAGAAAUCAAGAACCAGUUUGAAACAACUAAAUCAGAGAAAAUCUAUUUAGAAAAAGAUAUAUCCAACGCUAAAACAGAACUAAAUGAUCUUUUGGAUAAGAACAAUAAACUUGAAAGCGAAUUAAGGAAGAAAGAAAGAGAAAUUACAAGAUUAUCUUAUUCUGAAAACAAAUUAAAUGAUUUGCAAAUCGAAUUAAACAAAUUGAAAUCAGAGAUGAAAGACAAAACAUCAGAGAUUGAACGUCUUUCAAAUGAAUUGUCAUUGAAGAGUGAAGAAAUUUAUUCUUUCUCUUGUUCUUCAAAUUCUUUUGAAAAAGAAAUCCAAACUAAAUCAGAUAAAAUCAAAUCUCUUGAAAACGAAAUCAAGAAAGUACAAAAAGAAAAUGAACAAAUUAAAGAUUUGGAGAACCAAUUGAAUGAAAAGUCUUUGAUCAUUGAAAAUCUUCAAAAAGAAUUCAAACAAAAAGAUGAAAAACAUGAAACAGUUUUGAAUUCAAUGAACGAUAAAAUGAAAGGUUUGCAAAAUGAUUUAUCUGUUUUAUCUGAUUUGCAAAGAGAAAAUGAAAAGAUCACGAAACAAAAUGAAGAAAUAAAAUCACAAAAUAAGAAAUUGAAAGAAGAAAAUGACGAUAAGAACAGGGAAAUCAAGAAAUUAUCAAAUACUUUGCAAAAAGGAGAUAUAGAAAUGAAUACUUUGAAAGAUUUGCUUCAAACUAAAGAAGAAAAGAUCAGAAAUUACGAAGACAUUCUUGAAAAAACGAAGACACAAAUGGAAGACAAGAAUUAUGAAUUUUCUAAAACAGUUAAAGAUCAAAAUGACAAAAUCAAUCAACUAGAAAAAGAAUUAGAACAAAGAGAUUUAGAACUUGAUGAUUUAACAAAUAAAUCAAAGAGUUUUGAUGAUGAAAAGAAUGAUAAAAUCCAGAGUUUGACAACUGAAAACAAGAACUUAAAGAAAGAAAACAGAACUUUGAAAGGAAUCAUUAAUUCAGUGAAGAAAUCAUCAAAUGAACUUGAAGAAAGAAUCAGAAACUUAGAAAGUCAACUUAAAUCUCAUUCUUCUUCUUUGAUUGAAUUACAAGAAAAAAAAGAAACAGAAAUCUCCAAACUUCAAAAAGAAAUCGAUGAAAGAGAAGAAAAAAUCAAAUCACAGAAUGAAAAACUGAGUAAUUGCAGAAAAGAAGUUGAGAAAACUAAACAAGAAAUAGAAGAAAUGAAAGCUAAAUUGAAUUCUCAGUUGACAGAAGAAAUACAAACAAUCAAAGGAGAAAAAGAAGAUUUAUUGGAGAAAAUCAAAUCAAUUAACAAAGAAAGAGAUGAAUUAUCACAACAAAUCAAAUCUUUGAAGAGAGAAAAUGAUGAUUUACAACAAAAACUCAAAUCAGUCAUUGAAGAAAGAGAAAAACUUGAAAAAGAAGUUAAUGAUUUAACUCAACAAAUUAAAUCUCUUAAAAACGAAAUUGAAGAACAAAAAGAGAAAUCAAAGAAAGAAAUCGAGAAUUUCUCUGAAAAACUCAAAUCAUCAAAUGAAGAAAAACAAAAACUUCAAAAUCAAAAUGAUGAUUUACAACAAAAACUCGAAUCAAUCAAAGAAGAAAGAGAAAAUUUGAAGAGAGAAAAUGAUUUGAUCAACAAGAAAUUGAAAUCUCAAAGUGAAGAAUUGCAAAAAUUGAACAAAGAAAUAGAUUAUUCUAAGUCACAAAUUGAUUCUCUUGAUGAAGUAAACAAGAAACUUAACUCUACAAAUGAACAAGAAAACAAACAAUUAAAUGAUCAAAUCAACAAAUUGACAACGAAAGUUAAUGAUCUUAACAAUGAAAUUAAGAAAUUAACAUCAGAAAAGAACGAUUUGAUUGAUCAAAACAAGAGAUUGAAUGAAGAUUUAUCAAAGAAAGUUAAUCAAUUUGAUGAAGAAACACAAAAACUUAAUGAACAACUAAAGAGAUCCAAAGAAGAAAUUAAUGAUAUCAACAACCAAAACAAGAAACUUGAUUCAUUAAAUAAUGAUCUCAAACAAGAAAAUAACAAACUAAAUCAUGAAAUAACAAAACUUAAUUCAUUAACCAAUGAAUUUAAUGAACAAAAGAAGAAGUUUGAUUCAGUUAAAGAAGAAAAUUUGAGAUUGAAUUCAUUAAAUAAUGAACUCAAGCAAGAAAAUGAAGAAAUAUCAAAGAAACUCAAAUCUCUUAAUGAACAAAUCAAAGAAAUAACAAAUGAAAACAACCAAGAUCAAAUUGAUUUGUUGAACAAGAAGUUAAAUGAAAAUGAAACAUUUACAAGAAAGUUAAAUGAUGAUAAAGAGAAUUUGGCAAAGAAACUUCAAAUUUCUAAUGAAGAAAACAAGAAAUUGAACAAGAAAGUUGAAGAUUUAUCAGAAGAACUCGAAGAAUCCAAGCAAAGAGAAGAAAAUUCUUUGAUUGAUUUGCAAAACAAAAAUGAAACACUUGAAAAUCUCAAGACACAAAUCAAGAAACAGAAACAGCAAAUCCAAGAGAUCAACAGAGAAAACAACAAUCUCAAACAAGAAUUAGAAAAUUCUCAAAUAGAAAUUGAUGAUUUCCAAAAUCAAAUUGAAAAUCAAAAACUCAAAAUUGACAAUUUACAAAAAGUAACAAUAAACAAUGAGAAAAUCAUCAAAGAACUUAAGAAUGAAAAUUUAGAACUCAAAUCAUUGACUUCUGAUCUUCAACUUUCUCUUCAUUCUUCUCAAUCCGAAAAAGAAAAAAUUGAAAAACAAAAUGAUGAAAAUCUUAGAGAUUUACAAAAAGCCAAAAGUGACAUUUCUGAUUUAACUAAGCUUCUGAAGAACAACAGUCCACAAGCAUCAAUUGACAACCGCAGAAAGUUCCAGAUAAGUCAAACAAAUACUACUGACAUUGCAGCAGUUUCUGGAACAUUUUCUGUAAUGGAAGACCCAAUUUCCGAAGAAAUAGAACAGCUCAAAGAUGAAAACAACAAAAUGAAGAAAGAUUUGUCACAGAAAAUCAGAAAUCUCCAAAAAGAUAAUGAAUUUUUGAAGUCUGAACUUGAAAAAACAAAAAGUGAAAAAGAAAACGGACUUUUAGGAACAAAAUUAAGUAUUUCUGAGAUUUCUAAUGAUAAUGAUGUUUAUCUAAUGAAGAUAAACAAUGAUUUAGUUAAAGAAAAUUCAGAAUUAAAGAUCAGAAUUUCAUUAUUGGAGAAAGAAAAUGAAGAAAUGAAACAAAUUAACAAAGAAAAGAAAGAUAGAACAUCGGAAAUGCUCAGAGAAAAAGAUAUGAGGAAGAGAAUGGAAGAAGAAUUACAGAAACUAAGAAGAAGUGACAAAGAAAAGAACAACUUGAUACAGAGAAUCAAAAGGAAAGAAGAGACAGCACAAGAAGAAGUCAGAAAAGUUAAAGAAGAAAUGAUAAUUCUCAAGAAAGUUUGUGAUGAAAAGAAUGCUGCUUUCGAAAAAUUAUCUGAAGAACACAAAAUGAUAUUGAACUCUUUGAAAGGAAGAAACAAUGAAUCAAUACUUGAAGAGAACGAGAGAUUGAAAGAAGAACUUGAAAACGCUAGAAAUGAAUCAGUUUCUAAUGACAGUUAUCUCAAAAUAAAUGAAGAAGUUGAAAAGAACUUGCAAACUGCUUUAGAGUCUUUGCAAAACGCAAAAGAUGAAAACGAGAGAUUGACAAAGAAAUUGCAAAAGACAGAACGAGAAAACAAGUCUUUGAAACAAAUAAUAAAGAGCUCAGAAGACUUGAAAUCAUCUGAAUUUGAAGAAGAAAUUGAUAACUUGAAAACUGAAGUCAAAAAAUUGAGGAAAGAAAAGAAGUCAUUCACUAAUGUUGCAUCAAAGAUGGAAAAGAAGAUUGAUAAGCUGACGAAAACAGUCACAGGAGUCGUAGAAAUCGUCAACAAAUACAGUGAUUCUAGUGAAAAUCCAACUCAAGAGAUCAGAGCAUUCCUUGAGGCCAAAUAA
This is a messenger RNA of Trichomonas vaginalis G3, 12174 nucleotides long. RefSeq names its product axoneme assembly. Gene Ontology annotation, molecular function: protein binding. The transcript has a single exon. Lineage: Eukaryota; Parabasalia; Trichomonadida; Trichomonadidae. Bases 1 to 12174 code for a protein of 4057 amino acids. The record is from RefSeq and is a predicted model, not a curated record.